Caenorhabditis elegans is the source of this 1625-nucleotide messenger RNA. RefSeq names its product glucuronosyltransferase (gene ugt-67). The transcript is spliced from 6 exons. Lineage: Eukaryota; Metazoa; Nematoda; Chromadorea; Rhabditida; Rhabditidae. Gene Ontology annotation, cellular component: membrane. The record is from RefSeq and is marked reviewed. The coding region runs from base 17 to 1468 and encodes 483 amino acids. Gene Ontology annotation, molecular function: glucuronosyltransferase activity; UDP-glycosyltransferase activity.
GUAUUUCCUUGCAGUUAUGCAUUUGAAUUCUAUUAUAUUCCUCUUCUUCAUCAUUGGUUUAAUUUCUUGUAAAAGUAUUCUCAUAUUCAAUCCAAUAUUUGGGUUUAGUCAUGUCAAGUUUAUUAGUAAAAUGGCUGACAUUAUAGCUGAUCAUGGACACAAUGUGACUCUUUUCCAACCAUUUCAUUUGGCUCUGAAAAAUGCCGAUAAACUAGUGAAAAAUCAGAAUAUAAAGAUUAUCAAUUACUACCCAGAUCAUUAUGAUGAAUUGCUAAAAACUGAAAAGAAGACGUUUCCAAUGCUUUGGGAUUCUCAACUUAUGAAUAAUCCGAUAUUGUGCUCAUUUAUGAUGCCAAACAUAAUGGAAGAUUCCUGGGAGAAAACUGCAACUCAACUCCUCAAGGAUCAGAAAGUUAUUGAAGACUUGAAAAAUCAAAAAUUUGACGUUGUUUUAUCGGAGACAUUUGAACUCACCGGAAUAUAUCUGGCGUAUCUUCUUGAAAUCCCGAACAUUCCCAUUAUGUCAGCCGUGCGUUUUGUACCUUACAAUGAAGCGUUUGGGCAACCGUCAACCGUCGGUUACAUACCCCAACAAGGUUCUCAAUUGGCACCGGAAGCUGGAUUCCUGGACAGACUUAAUGACGUCUAUCGUAACUAUUUUUAUACUCUCACAAUGAAGCGUGCCAGUCAGCUUCAAAACACUUUUAUUGAGAAAGCAAUUGGAAGACCGGUGCCUAACUGGAAGGAUCUUGUAACACGAUCUCCUAUCUAUAUUACUAAUUCCAAUCCAUAUCUGGACUUUGCUGUUCCAACAACUGCUACCAUUGUUCAUGUUGGUGGAAUUACCAUUGACUUGGAGAAAAUGAGACAUGUUGCGGCUCUAACUGAAGAGUAUGAGAACAUUUUUGCGGAAAGAGAGUCGACGGUUCUCAUAUCUUUUGGAUCUGUUAUCAGAUCUUAUGAGAUGCCCGAUAACUUCAAAGCAGGAAUCAUCAACAUGUUCAAAUCACUUCCAGAAGUCACAUUUAUUUGGAAAUAUGAGAAAGAUGACGUGGAGUUCCAGAAGAGACUUCCAAAAAAUGUUCAUUUGAAGAACUGGGUUCCGCAGCCUUCACUACUUGCCGAUAAACGCUUGAAGCUAUUCGUGACCCAUGGAGGUCUGGGAAGUACAAUGGAAGUAGCUUACACCGGGAAGCCAGCCCUAAUGAUUCCAAUUUUUGGAGAUCAACCUCAGAAUGCAGAUAUGCUUUCAAGACACGGAGGAGCGGUUGCCUAUGACAAAUUUGAACUAGCUGAUGGAGAUAAGUUGAUCAAAAUUGUAAAGGAUAUGGUUUCCAAUCCAAAAUAUGAGAAAAAUGCUCAAGAGCUGCUGAGAGUGCUCUCCAAUCAACCAAUUGAUCCAGUCAUGAACCUGAUGAAACAUUUGGAGUUUGCGAUGGAGUUCCAGAGAUCAAUAAAGUCGGACUAAUUGCUCAUUACUAUCUUGAUAUCGUUGCAUUCCUUCUACUUUCUGCUAUUUUCAUGAUUUAUGUUUUUAUCAAAAUUAUUUAUCGAUUAAAACUGAAACUUGUUUCGACUAAACCGAAAGAGGAGUAGCAUAUUUUAAAUAAAUAUUUUGCAUUAUA